AUGGCACAAGCAAGGUACACUAGGUUAGAUAAUAACAGGAGGCCUUCGUCGAAUUACUGCUCAACGGUGAUGGUUGUUGUGUUUGUGGCGCUAUGCUUAGUUGGGAUCUGGAUGAUGACGUCAUCAUCCUCUGUUGGACCUGGUGAGAAUGUUGAUGAGGUUUCUCUUGAUAACAAAGAUGGGAUUAAGAAACAGAUGAUUCCACCUGUGGAGGAGGGGAAUGGCCUGAAGUCUGAAGAGUUAGUUGGUGAAAGACCUGAUGAGGAGAAGAAAGGAGAUGGUGAUGGAAGUUUGCCUGAAGGAGAUGAGAGCUCUAGCAAACAAGAGAACCAGGAAGAGAAAAAAGAGACUAGUUCAUCUGGUGAUGAUGAGAGCUCGAGCAAAGACAAAGAAGAGUCUGCUUCAUCUAGUGAUGAGAGCACGAGCAAACAAGAGGACAAAGAAGAGAAAAAGGAAGAAGAGUCUGCUUCAUCUAGUGAUGAGAGCUCGAGCAAACAAGAGGACAAAGAGGAGAAAACUAAAGCACAAGAGGACAAAGAAGAGAAAACUAAAGAAGAGCCUACUUCAUCUAGUGAUGAGAGCUUGAGUAAACAAGAGGAAAAAGAAGAGAAAAAUAAAGAAGAGUCUGCUUCAUCCAGUGAUGAGAGCUCGAGUAAACAAGAGGACAAAGAAGAGAAAACUAAAGAAGAGUCUGCUUCAUCUAGUGAUGAGAGCUCGAGUAAACAAGAGGACAAAGAAGAGAAAACUAAAGAAGAGUCUGCUUCAUCUAGUGAUGAGAGCUCGAGUAAGCAAGAGGACAAAGAAGAGAAGAAAGAAGAAAGCACCAAAGAAGGGUCUACUUCAUCUGGUGAGACAAAGAGCGAGACAGAAGGUGGGGAAAAUAAAAAAGAUGACUCCAAGUCAGGGAAUGGUGAGGGAAGUGAUUUGGGUGAGAAAAAAGACUUCAAAGACAACCCAGAUGAAGAAAAUUCUGACUCGAAAGAUAAGCAAACCAAACCCGAAACGGAGGACAAUGAGUCCGGUGAUUUGGGUGAGAAAAAAGAUUUGAAAGACGAGCCAGAUGAAGAAAAUUCUGACUCGAAUGAUAAGCAAACCAAACCGGAGGACAACGAGUCCAGUGAGAAGGGUGAAAACCAAAAGAUAUCUGCAGCUGAUGAAAGUGAGAAACAGUCCAGUGACGAUGAUACAGAGGCAAAAGUUGGUAAAGAAACCACCACAGGCAAUGAAGGUGCUAAAACACAGACCGAGACAACUGUAGAGCAAGAGAGUCAGCCUAAAAACGAGACCUCGAGUGAACUCUCGCCUCCUGGGGCACAGUUAGAGCUACUGAACGAAACUACCGCACAAAAUGGUUCAUUUUCAACACAGGCAACAGAGUCCAAAAAUGAGAAGGAAGCUCAGAAGGGUUCUGGUGACCAAGUUGAUUUCAAAUGGACACUCUGCAAUACAACUGCUGGACCGGAUUACAUUCCCUGUCUGGAUAAUGUGCAAGCCAUUAAGAGUCUUAAGACUACUAAACAUUAUGAGCACCGUGAGAGGCAUUGCCCAGACAGCCCACCCACCUGCCUUGUUCCUUUGCCUGAUGGAUAUAAGCGGCCAAUUGAGUGGCCUAAAAGUCGAGAAAAGAUUUGGUACACUAACGUCCCUCAUACCAAGCUUGCUGAGUAUAAGGGGCAUCAAAACUGGGUUAAAGUUACCGGUGAGUUUCUAACUUUCCCUGGAGGAGGAACCCAAUUCAAGCAUGGUGCUCUUCAUUACAUCGAUUUCAUACAGGAGUCUGUCCCUGAUAUUUCUUGGGGUAAACGCUCUCGUGUGGUCUUGGAUGUUGGAUGUGGUGUUGCAAGCUUUGGAGGUUUCCUCUUUGACAGAGACGUGAUCACCAUGUCCCUCGCACCUAAAGAUGAACAUGAAGCUCAAGUGCAAUUUGCUCUUGAGAGAGGCAUUCCAGCCAUCUCUGCAGUGAUGGGCACUACAAGGCUACCUUUCCCUGGCAGAGUUUUUGACAUUGUUCACUGUGCUCGCUGUAGAGUGCCAUGGCACAUAGAAGGUGGAAAACUCCUUUUGGAACUUAAUCGUGUAUUGAGACCUGGUGGCUUCUUUGUGUGGUCUGCUACUCCUGUUUAUCAGAAGAAAGCCGAAGAUGUUGAAAUUUGGACAGCUAUGACUGAACUCACUAAGAAAAUGUGUUGGGAACUCAUCUCCAUCAACAAGGACAAAAUCAACGGGGUCGGUGUAGCUACUUACAGAAAGCCUACUUCAAAUGAAUGCUACAAAAGCAGAUCAGAACAACAACCUCCAAUUUGUGCGGACUCUGAUGACCCAAAUGCAUCUUGGAAGGUGCCACUUGAAGCAUGCAUGCACACAGCACCAGAAGACACAACGCAGCGUGGAUCUAAAUGGCCCGAGCAAUGGCCAGCGAGAUUAGAGAAACCACCGUUCUGGUUAUCAAGUUCCCAAACCGGAGUUUAUGGAAAAGCAGCACCAGAUGAUUUCACCGCUGAUUAUGAGCACUGGAAACGCGUAGUGACCAAAUCAUACCUUAAUGGUUUAGGAAUUAACUGGGCAUCUGUUAGAAAUGUCAUGGACAUGAAAGCCGUUUAUGGAGGAUUUGCAGCGGCUCUAAGAGACUUGAAAGUGUGGGUGAUGAAUGUUGUUCCAAUAGAUUCACCAGACACACUAGCAAUAAUCUAUGAACGUGGAUUCUUUGGUAUCUACCACGAUUGGUGUGAAUCUUUCAGUACUUACCCAAGAUCAUACGAUCUUCUCCACGCCGACCAUCUUUUCUCCAAACUCAAACAAAGGUGCAAUUUAACGGCGGUUAUUGCAGAAGUGGAUCGGGUUCUGAGACCAGAAGGGAAACUAUUAGUCCGAGACGAUGCAAAAACAAUACAAGAAGUGGAAGCAAUGGUGAAAGCAAUGAAAUGGGAAGUUCAUAUGACUUACUCUAAAGGCAAAGAAGGUUUGCUUUCUGUUCAAAAGUCAAUUUGGCGACCCAAAGAUGUACAAACUCUCACUUAUGCCAUCGCCGCUUGAGAGAACAUACUUAGUCUGAGACCCCCACUCUUCUUGUACGUAAACACACACACACACACACACACACUUAUUAACUCGUUAUUAUCUUCCUUUUUGUCGUCUUUUAGGUUAUUCUUCCCAUUUUUAGCGUUUUAAGUCUGAGUUGA
Eruca vesicaria subsp. sativa (arugula) is the source of this 3179-nucleotide messenger RNA. NCBI's taxonomy places the organism in Eukaryota, Viridiplantae, Streptophyta, Magnoliopsida, Brassicales, Brassicaceae. The record is from the annotation of a GenBank genome assembly.